GGACCUCAGUGUGGAAAACGAGUCAUCCAUCCAGCUGCGCUCCGAUAAGGACUGAAUGUUGGAAAACAUGGCCAUGGCAGACCACAAUGCUGAUAUUGACAAGUGUACAGCCCAGGGCAGGACCUCACCCAUUAAGUCGGUGCAGAAUGGCAGCCCCUCAAAAUGCCCUCGCUUCAUAAAGAUCAAGAACUGGGAGACGGGCACCGUCUACAAUGAUGUCCUCCACCACAGCUGCAGUUCGAAGGUGCCAUUCUGCAGUGAAAAUGUCUGCAUUGGCUCUGUGAUGUUCCCAAAUCAGUCCGUUCGCAAACCAGACGAGGUUCGUCCCAAAGAGGAGCUUCUUCCCUUGGCCGCAGACUUUAUCAACCAAUACUACACCUCCAUCAAAAGGUAUGGCUCCAAGGCUCAUGUGGACAGAUGGGAGGAGGUGACGAAAGAGAUUGAAGCUUCAGGAACCUAUCAACUAAAAGACACAGAGCUGAUUUAUGGUGCCAAACAAGCCUGGAGGAAUGCUGCCAGAUGUGUGGGACGGAUUCAGUGGUCCAAACUACAGGUUUUUGAUGCCAGAGACUGCACAACAGCCCAUGGAAUGUACAACUACAUCUGUAACCACAUCAAGUAUGCCACCAACAAAGGCAACCUUAGGUCAGCUAUCACCAUAUUUCCUCAGAAGACGGAUGGCAAACACGAUUUUCGAGUGUGGAACAAUCAGCUGAUUCGCUACGCAGGUUACAAACAGCCUGAUGGAAGUAUUCAAGGAGAUCCUGCUAAUGUUGAAUUCACAGAGAUCUGCAUGCAGCUUGGAUGGAAAGCACCAAAAGGUCGUUUUGACGUCCUUCCCCUUCUGCUGCAAGCCAAUGGAAAUGACCCUGAACUGUUUGAGAUCCCUGAAGACCUCAUUCUGGAGGUGCCCAUCAUACAUCCAAAGUUUGAGUGGUUCAAGGACCUGGAGCUGAAGUGGUACAGCCUCCCAGCGGUUGCGAACAUGCUGCUGGAGAUUGGCGGUCUUGAGUUCACCGGGUGCCCCUUCAGUGGCUGGUACAUGGGCACGGAGAUUGGCGUGAGGGACUUUUGUGACAGCUCACGCUACAACAUUCUGGAGGAUGUUGCCAACAAGAUGGGCUUGGACACCAGGAAGACAUCUUCCCUUUGGAAAGACCAGGCGCUUGUUGAAAUUAAUAUUGCUGUUCUCUACAGCUUUCAGACCUGCAAAGUGACCAUAGUGGACCAUCAUUCGGCCACAGAGUCCUUCAUAAAGCACAUGGAGAAUGAGUAUCGGGUGAGAGGAGGCUGCCCUGGAGACUGGGUGUGGAUUGUGCCUCCAAUGUCAGGAAGCAUUACGCCAGUGUUUCACCAGGAAAUGCUCAACUACCAUCUCACACCUUCCUUUGAGUAUCAGCCUGACCCUUGGAACACCCACGUGUGGAAAGGAGUCAACAGGACACCCAUAAAGAAAAGAGCCAUCGGAUUUAAGAACCUUGCCAAGGCUGUGAUAUUUUCGGCAAAGCUAAUGGGGAAAGCCAUGGCCAAGAGGGUUAAAGCCACCAUACUGUUUGCCACUGAAACGGGCAAAUCGCAAGACUAUGCCAAAACGCUCUGUGAAAUCUUCAAGCACGCCUUUGAUGCCAAGGUUAUUUCCAUGGAUGAGUACGAUGUGGUAGACUUGGAGCACGAAACGCUGGUUUUAGCUGUAACCAGUACAUUUGGCAACGGGGAUCCACCUGAAAAUGGAGAGAAAUUCGGAGCUGCCUUAAUGGAAAUGCGCCACCCAACCUCCAACACAGAGGACAGAAAGAGCUACAAGGUUCGAUUCAACAGCGUAUCUUCUUACUCCGACACUCGAAAAUCUAGUGAUGAACCAGAGGUCAAGGUCAACUUUAAGAGCACAGGACCUCUUGCUAAUGUCAGGUUCUCAGUGUUUGGCCUUGGCUCCCGGGCCUACCCACACUUCUGCGCCUUUGCCCACGCUGUGGACACGCUGUUUGAAGAGCUGGGGGGUGAGCGCAUCCUACGCAUGGGAGAAGGAGAUGAGCUGUGUGGCCAGGAGGAAUCAUUCAGAACAUGGGCCAAGAAAGUUUUUAAGGCUGCCUGCGACGUGUUCUGUGUCGGUGAUGAUGUGAACAUCGAGAAGGCCAACGACUCCUUGAUCAGCAAUGACCGGAGCUGGAAGAAGAGCAAGUUCCGCCUAACCUACACCGCCGAGGCCCCUGCACUCACAGAAGCAUUGUACAGUGUUCACAAGAAGAAAGUGUAUGGAGCAAAGAUGAUUGAAGCUCAAAACCUACAAAGUUCGAAAUCCAAUCGCUCCACCAUAUUAGUCCGGCUCGACACCAACAGCCACGACAGGCUGUGCUACAAGCCCGGCGACCAUCUGGGCAUCUUCCCUGGCAACCACGAGGACCUGGUAACGGCGCUCAUAGAUAAACUGGAGGAUGCUCCGCCUGUCAAUCAAAUCGUCAAAGUGGAGUUCCUGGAGGAGAGGAACACGGCGCUAGGUGUUAUAAGUAAUUGGACAAAUGAGACCCGUAUUCCUCCUUGCACGAUCUACCAAGCUUUUCAGUGCUUUCUGGAUAUUACCACUCCGCCAACCCCUGUGCUGCUGCAACAGUUUGCUGCUCUGGCAACCAAUGACAAACAGAAAAGGAAACUAGAAAUCCUCAGUAAGGGUCUGCAGGAGUACGAGGAAUGGAAGUGGUACAACAACCCUACGCUAGUGGAGGUGCUGGAGGAGUUCCCCUCCAUCCAGAUGCCCUCGACUCUGCUGCUCACUCAGCUUCCCCUGCUGCAACCUCGCUACUACUCCAUCAGCUCCUCUCCGGACCUGUAUCCAGGAGAGAUUCACCUCACGGUGGCCGUGGUCUCCUAUCGCACCAGAGGUGGGCAAGGACCUAUCCAUCAUGGAGUAUGUUCGUCGUGGCUCAACAGGAUAGAGAAAGGAGAGAUGGUACCGUGUUUUGUCCGAAGUGCACCAUCUUUCCAACUUCCCAAAGACAACCAAGCACCUUGCAUCCUUGUGGGCCCAGGAACGGGCAUUGCACCAUUCAGAAGCUUCUGGCAGCAAAGACUGUAUGACUUUGAGCAAAAUGGGAUUAAGUCAUGCCCCAUGAUCCUGGUGUUCGGUUGUCGACAGUCUGAGAUGGACCACAUCUACAAGGACGAGACUCUCCAGGCCAAGAACAGAGAAGUGUUCAAAGAGCUCUACGCAGCUUAUUCCAGAGAACCUGGCAAACCAAAGAAAUAUGUACAAGAUGUUCUGCGCGAGCACUUGUCAGAAACUGUGUACCAUUGCCUGAGAAAGGAAGGUGGACACAUCUAUGUGUGUGGGGACAUGACGAUGGCCGGAGAUGUUCUCAAGACCGUCCAGCAAAUCUUCAAGCAGCAGGGUCAAAUGAGUACAGAAGAUGCUGGUUUCUACAUCAACAAACUCCGGGAUGAGAACCGCUACCAUGAGGACAUCUUUGGUGUCACUCUGCGCACCUAUGAGGUCACCAAUCGGCUUCGCUCAGAGUCCAUCGCCUACAUUGAAGAGAACAAAAAGGACUCCGAUGAGGUUUUCUGCUCAUAGGUUGAUGAAAGGAGG
Molecule: messenger RNA, 3580 nt
Organism: Fundulus heteroclitus (mummichog)
Lineage: Eukaryota; Metazoa; Chordata; Actinopteri; Cyprinodontiformes; Fundulidae
Product: nitric oxide synthase, brain-like
Exons: 28
Coding region: 56-3565 (1169 amino acids)
Biological process (GO): nitric oxide biosynthetic process
Molecular function (GO): NADP binding; FMN binding; heme binding
Source: RefSeq, a predicted model, not a curated record